GAAGGAAGCCAGCCAACACCCACACCAAGCUCUAUAAAGCAUAGAUAGACCAGCUGACCAAAGUUCCUUAUCCUCUUGCUGUGAGCUGAAACUGUUUAUAAACUAAAUUUACUCUUUCACUUUUCCUUUAAACAAGCUGGAUUACUUGGAGGAGGAAGGCGAGAGGAAUAGAGAAGACAGAAGCAAAGCCAGAAGAAGCACAGAAACUGGAACAUCUCAUGGAAUUCAUAUUCUGUAGAAGAUACUUUGGGAAGUGCUGAAUUAAAGAAAAAAAGCUUUUCUUUUUUCAACAUCAUUUACAUGCCAACCAUGUUUUCUGAGUUACACAUUCAUAUAAGUGUCUGAAGGAGAAUUGAAAAACAUCCUUGCUGCAUCAGAAGUCUACAUACCAGCUCUUUGGACAUUUCACCUGUUUAUCUGGACUAUACAUUCCUAGAAUGUGCACAUAAAGAGUGAAGGACUCUUGAUCAGAGUGUCUUUCAAGUAAACAAUCUUGUUUAUGUCAAAAGUUCCUCAAAGUGGCCAUUACAAUUCUGAAUCGUCCCUGGUGAUAUUGUGCAGUUGCACGUGUGCUUUACAAGGAGGACAAGCUGAAGGAAACCUCUUGGCCCUGGGAUAUGUGCAGUCUGAAGUUGAGUGGACCCUAGGAGAACUGUGGCGGUCGUGGAGAGAAAACUUAUGCCCUUGCCUCUGUGCAUCUCCAUAUCAUAAAUGGAACUCAAUGGCACCUUCAGCAGUAACAACAGCAAUGGGGACUGUUCAAUUGAAAACUUCAAGAGGGAUUUUUACCCCAUUGUGUACCUAAUAAUAUUUGUCUGGGGAACCUUGGGAAAUGGUUUUUCCAUAUAUGUUUUCCUGCAGCCUUAUAAGAAGUCCACACCUGUGAAUGUUUUCAUGCUAAACCUGGCCAUUUCAGAUUUCUUAUACAUAAGUACACUGCCCUUCAGAGUUGACUAUUACAUCAGAGGCUCCAAUUGGAUAUUUGGGGACCUGACCUGCAGGAUUAUGUCUUAUUCUAUGUAUGUCAACAUGUACAGCAGCAUUUAUUUCCUGACCGUGCUGAGCAUUGUGCGUUUCCUGGCAACUGUUCAUCCCUUCCGGCUCCUCCAUGUGACUAGCAUCAGGAGUGCCUGGAUUCUGUGUGGGAUCAUAUGGUUCCUUAUCAUGACUUCUUCAAUAGUGCUUCUGAAAAAUGGCUCUGAGCAGAAGGGGAAUAUCACAUUAUGCUUAGAGCUGAAUAUCAGUAAAAUUGUUAAACUGAAGACCAUGAACUACAUUGCCUUGGUAAUAGGCUUCCUGCUGCCAUUCUGCAUGCUCAGCAUAUGUUACCUGCUGAUCAUUCGAGCCCUGUUAAAGGUAGAGGUCCCAGAAUCUGGGCUGCGAGUUUCUCACAAGAAAGCACUUAUCACCAUCAUCAUUGCCUUGAUCAUCUUCCUUCUAUGUUUCCUGCCCUAUCACAUACUGAGAACCCUCCACCUGAUCAUGUGGAAAGUGGAUACAUGCAGAGACAAUCUGCAUAAAGCUGUGGUCAUCACACUGACCUUAGCAGCAGCCAAUAGCUGCCUCAAUCCUUUCCUCUAUUAUUUUGCUGGGGAAAAUUUUAAGGACAGACUAAGGUCUGCACUCAGAAAAGACCACCCGUGGAGGACAAAGUGCAGCAUUCCUGUCUGCAUGUGGUUGAAAAAGGAAACACAAGUUUAAGGGAUUAUUAGAAACCUACCGUGUGGAUGUGCCCUCCAAAAUAAGUGAUUAAGCUAAGAUAAAGAAAAACAUGACAUCCAGGAAACAAGGAAUCCAGUACAGGAGAAAGGUGAGCAACACAGGAUGGUGGUGGUAACAGAACAACAAGAAACUAAUUGAUUUGAACAAUCAAUUUGGAGAGAUUUAUAUUUUUCUAGAAGAAUUUGGGAUGAACUCGUGAAAGUACAUAGAAAAGUAAGCAAGGGAAAAGACACUGCAGUCAUUGAAAGCUAGGAAAAAGAAACUGCUGUUUAAGAAAGGAAAUGUAAUCAUACUACACUACAUGGCUCAGCUGUGAAUCAUGUUUACACAGUAUAAUGUAAAUAACAAAAUAUUGUGAUAUAACUUUUUUUAGGAAAUGAAAGAAGAUAUGUAUACAGGGGAGGGGUGUAAGAAAUCUAGGUUCCCAUCUUCCAUCACAGAAAAUGCAUAAUAACUAGAGGUAAAGGAUGAUAAAAACUGUGUAACAAUGUUAUUUAGCAAUAGGGGCUACAACCCAGAAGAAACAAUGAAUAGACAAGGAUGGUCUCUGGGGAGUUUGGAGUGGGGGGGGGAAAAAGGGUGGAGAUUUCUCUUUUCCUUUUAUGAAUUAAUCAUCUAACUUGUAAAUGUGU
Messenger RNA from Hyaena hyaena (striped hyena), 2354 nucleotides. It is a transcript of the gene CYSLTR2, whose product is annotated as cysteinyl leukotriene receptor 2. Gene Ontology annotation, cellular component: plasma membrane. The transcript has 6 exons. Gene Ontology annotation, biological process: G protein-coupled receptor signaling pathway. The record is from RefSeq and is a predicted model, not a curated record. The coding region runs from base 712 to 1701 and encodes 329 amino acids. Gene Ontology annotation, molecular function: leukotriene receptor activity. Lineage: Eukaryota; Metazoa; Chordata; Mammalia; Carnivora; Hyaenidae.